CAUUCAGAUCGCUCAGGCUGGGAACCGCGGCGGCGGCGGCGGCGAAGGGAGCCGGACCGGAAGGGUCGAAGCGCCCCGGCGCCCCUCACACCCACUGCGGCGGCGGGAGCUGCGGCGGCAGCGGGGCGGAGCGGGCGGGGCGGCCGGCCGAGCUCCCGGCAGGAGCCGCCAGCGCCGCCAGUCCGCCCUCCCUCCCUUUCCUCUGGUGCAGCGGCUGGAGGCGAGGAAUCUGACGACCGUACAGACUUUGGAAUAUCACAUGACACUACAUCAUGAGUGACAGUAAAUGUGAUAGUCAGUUUUACAGUGUGCAAGUGGCAGACUCAACUUUCACUGUGCUCAAGCGUUACCAGCAGCUGAAACCCAUUGGCUCUGGAGCCCAAGGGAUUGUUUGUGCUGCUUUUGAUACAGUUCUUGGGAUAAAUGUUGCAGUCAAGAAGCUAAGCCGGCCUUUUCAAAAUCAAACUCAUGCAAAGAGAGCUUAUCGUGAACUCGUGCUCCUAAAAUGUGUCAAUCAUAAAAAUAUAAUUAGUUUGUUAAAUGUGUUUACACCACAAAAAACUCUUGAAGAAUUUCAAGAUGUGUAUCUGGUUAUGGAAUUAAUGGAUGCUAACUUAUGUCAGGUUAUUCAUAUGGAGUUGGACCACGAAAGAAUGUCCUACCUUCUUUACCAGAUGCUCUGUGGUAUUAAACACCUCCAUUCAGCCGGUAUCAUUCAUCGAGACUUGAAACCUAGCAACAUCGUUGUCAAGUCAGACUGCACCCUGAAGAUCCUGGACUUCGGCCUGGCACGGACGGCGUGCACCAACUUCAUGAUGACCCCAUAUGUGGUGACACGGUACUACCGGGCACCUGAAGUCAUCCUGGGCAUGGGCUACAAGGAGAACGUUGACAUCUGGUCAGUGGGGUGCAUCAUGGGCGAGCUGGUGAAAGGUUGUGUGAUAUUCCAAGGCACUGACCAUAUUGAUCAGUGGAAUAAAGUGAUUGAGCAGUUAGGAACGCCAUCUGCAGAUUUCAUGAAGAAACUCCAGCCGACAGUGAGGAAUUAUGUAGAAAACAGACCAAAGUAUCCAGGAAUCAAAUUUGAAGAACUCUUCCCAGAUUGGAUAUUCCCAUCAGAAUCGGAACGAGACAAAAUUAAAACAAGUCAAGCCAGAGAUCUGCUGUCAAAAAUGCUCGUGAUAGACCCUGACAGGAGAAUCUCUGUGGACGAGGCCUUGCGCCACCCCUACAUCGCCGUGUGGUACGACCCCGCUGAAGCAGAAGCGCCACCACCUCAAAUUUAUGAUGCCCAGUUGGAAGAAAGAGAACAUGCAAUUGAAGAGUGGAAAGAGCUGAUUUACAAAGAAGUGAUGGACUGGGAAGAAAGAAGCAAGAAUGGCGUUGUCAAAGAUCAGCCUUCAGCACAGAUGCAGCCGUAAGCAGCGCCGCCACGCCUUCCCAGUCAUCCUCCAUCAACGACAUCUCGUCCAUGUCCACCGAGCAGACGCUGGCCUCCGACACCGACAGCAGCCUCGACGCCUCCACGGGGCCCCUCGAAGGGUGUCGAUGAUGCGGAAGGCACGGCGAGCCCGUCGUCCGUGAGGAACUCUCGCCUCCGUGGGCCUGUGGUGCCCAGAAGCUGAUGGAACCAAAUAGACACAGUCCGUGUUCUGCAUGUGAGAAACCCGGGGCCCUGCCCUGUCUAGUCCUCAUAGCAUCGCCUGCCUAGGGUUGAAGCAGGUUGUGUCUGAAGAGAUUUUGUUCACGGUCAUUUCAGGUGAGCCAUUAGAGUGGAUGAAUUUUUUUUUAAGUCGUAUGGUGAUCAUCGUGACGAUUUCUCAUCCUCAGUCACUGUUGGGACUUCUAUGCAUGUGACCACAAAUGCUUGCUCCGACUUGCCAUCUGUCACUUUGGAAAUCAGUAUUUAAAUGCCCAAUAGUCUUCCAGGUAGUGCUGCUUCUAGAAUUAUCUCUUAAUCCUCUUAAGUACUUGGCACUCUGUCCAGAAAAAAAAUAGAUGUACAUGUAUUAAUUGGCCACCAUCUUAUUAUCAUAUCUCACCUUUUAUGGUAUGAUUUAUUCUAUCUUUUGUAUUUCAGAAGGAAUAUAAUUAAAUCUAUUUAAUAAAUAAAAAAUAGAACUUUUAAAAAGUGUGUCAUGUUUGGGGCUCAGAGUGAUCUCUGCUGAAACCAUGACACCUGGGUGCACUCUGCUCUGCUCUCGCCAAGGCGUCUGAGGCUGGGGCUGCCCUUCAGCUUGACUGCAUGAUAACAUUUCAAGCUUUGGUCUGUGCUGUGCAAGACAUGUGUACCUUUAAAUGUUACUCUCCCUAACUCUCUUCUCUGGGUCUUCUGGACUUACUACUAACUUAAAAUGCUACCUAGAAAUUCACUGUAUUAGCCACCAUUUCAAUAAUAUGAUGGCAGAUAGCUCCGGGAACCCAUUGCCUGCCUUAGAGCAGAGUUUUACAGUGAUCCCUGAAGGCCACCCCGGGCACCUCCAGGAGUGCUUGCUCUGCCCGCAGCCCAGCAGGUCCCUGCCUACGUCGUUACUCCCGGUGUGCAUGACGUCACAGGCUGUGUUCUCCUUUACCUGUGUGUGAGAGUCAGCCUCCCCAGGUCUGUCUGAGGAACCAGACGGACCUGGUGCCUGAUGGUGGUUCCCCACGUGGUGGCCACGCCUUGCCCUCGGGGAAAUCCCGAGUGUUCUGGGAAAACUCUUCAUGGGGGUGUGGGGCAGAUGCCUGAAAGAGUAGUGAUUAACUGCUAAAUAUCCCCGAUUUAAACUGCUCACCUGAAAUGGAUACUUUCAGACUGUGCGUGUGGGCAGGACAGUUCACUGGGAUGCUGAGGAUCCAGGUGUCGCUGCAGAAGUGGAGCUGCCGGGGUCACGGCCGGUUCCCUGUGUGCUUGGUGCUUCCCCUUGAGCUUAUUCUGUUUCAGGUUCAUGUCUUAUGUUCAGUUAUUUUGGAAGCUGUUGGGUCAACAUCCUGUAGGAUUGUUUUGAGGAGGGAAAGCUUAUAAAUAUUAUCUAAAAUAUAUGAUUCUCUCUGCACCAGUUGUAUCUUAUUGGUUGGCCUUAUCACUGGGAAAUGGAACCUUUGAUGAGCAAAUGUAAUAUUGAAAUAAUAGUUUUAUAUUUUGAGAUUUAGACACAUUCAGGUACAGGAAGGAAAUACUAACUUCGACCGAGGCAGAAGCAACUUUUGUGGGAUUUGGGAUGAUUUUGUUUUGGGAGGCCUGAUGGUAUAGUGAAGAAAGCUAUUACUACGCAUAUAAAAGCAUCUUAAAAUGGCCUUGUUUGUGACCUACAUUCUUUUUAAAAGCUGUAGUAAAUCUAUCUUGAAAAAGAAAAACAAAGAAAGGGGAGAGGUUUUUAAAUGUACUGUGUGCCCUAAGCUAUGUUGAUGCAGCUCCCUGUGCUGAGGGUGCAGGGGGCCCCCCUCACCAGGCACCCCGCAGACAGGCUUCCCGCUCAGGCAUCCAUUCCUCUGUGUGCUCCGUGGUGGGGCCCGCAUCUGUGCGGACGGGUCUCCUGCUGAGACCACUGAGAGGACCGCAGAGUCCUGCGGGAGCGCCUCCCUAUGGCAGAGCCCUCACUCCCAAGUGAGCCAGCGAGGUGGGCCGGGGUGCGGGCAGCGCUCAGGGUGAACACUGAUGUGGAUGAGAACUGAAACAUGCUCAGUCUUCUCCAAUUCAUUUUUAUAAUUUAUAUUGUGCACAACCCUGGAAGUAACUAUUUUGGACCCAUAUUUUUAUAAGCCUGGUAAUUUGUCACUAGCCUGGAAUUUGGACUAGGUUUUGUUUCGUUUGUUUUUGGUCGAAACCAAAAUGCCUGCCUUGACUUUGUUGGGUCUUGACUUCCAGUGCAGGUUCCAGAGAGAGAGCAUUCUAGAAACACAUGCUACUCAUGGCUAAUCAGCUGGGAUCUGGAGAGGCUCACCCAGCUCUGGUCUUCUCUUUGGGAUGCAAACGAGAGCUGCAGAGCUGGGUCCAGGCACCCUCAGCAGGGCCCUUGCCUGCAGCUGGGGCCCCCCACCCAGGAGAGCCUGAGUGAAGGAAAGGCUGAGUGUGGGGGCAAGGAGGGGUCUUCUGCUUUGUCACCCAGGCAGUGCCUCUGAAGCUUCAUGCCAGCAGGAGAUACAAAUGUGACCUUUCAGAUACUAUAUCUCAAAAGUAAUGUCGCCUGAUGUUUUCUAAUGAAAUGCGUUAUGUGUGUUUUGAUUGGUGAAAAUAAUACAGAUACAUUUUAAAAGAGAA
Phyllostomus hastatus (greater spear-nosed bat) is the source of this 4240-nucleotide messenger RNA. It is a transcript of the gene MAPK9, whose product is annotated as mitogen-activated protein kinase 9. The coding region runs from base 273 to 1421 and encodes 382 amino acids. Gene Ontology annotation, biological process: JNK cascade; protein phosphorylation. The transcript is spliced from 12 exons. The record is from RefSeq and is a predicted model, not a curated record. Gene Ontology annotation, cellular component: cytoplasm; nucleus. Lineage: Eukaryota; Metazoa; Chordata; Mammalia; Chiroptera; Phyllostomidae. Gene Ontology annotation, molecular function: ATP binding; JUN kinase activity.